This is a messenger RNA of Colletotrichum phormii, 1062 nucleotides long. RefSeq lists its product as uncharacterized. The transcript is spliced from 2 exons. The record is from RefSeq and is a predicted model, not a curated record. Lineage: Eukaryota; Fungi; Ascomycota; Sordariomycetes; Glomerellales; Glomerellaceae. Bases 180 to 656 code for a protein of 158 amino acids.
AGGAUUUUACCAAUUCACAUCAGCAUUGGACAUUGUUGUCACGACUCACAUCGAGGAAAUUCCUUCGCCUACAGGCAUCUCAAAUUUCACAUUCUCCUCAUCCUUUCUUUGAUAAACACGGACUCCGAAAUCAUCCUAAUAUCUUCUGUGCGGUUCUUUCUUCCCGUCAGCUGUGCGCAAUGGACGACGAUCUCAUAGAUUUCCUUGAAGCACCUGAGAUGGAUCAGCCCACAGGUUGUUGCCCCUGGCAGGGCUGUGUGCACAGCCCUGUCAAACUCAUCCCAGAGGUCGCAGUCAGAUUUCCAAGUGCCGACAGCUCCUCGGCCAAAGAAGAGACCGAACAGAAGACCCCGUUGUUGUCUGAUGUGCAAGCGAACAAUACCACCAGCUCUGCUGGAAUUCAGAUCGCUCCAGCUGUUGUUCCAAAGAAAGUCGAGAAGCCAGAAGUCGCCACAGUGAAGAGCAAUGCAACGGUGUGCGCGUCCCACGCGUCCCUCAAGCAUUGGCUGUGGGAAUUUGUCAAAGAAGGAGAUCUUCGUUGCCACUCCUGUAAGAAGACACAAAAGGAUUUCAUCUUCAAAUGUCCCAGAUGCAUGUUCAAAAUGUGUUUUGGCUGUCGGGCCAAGCGCGGUUGGACCUCUCGAGGGGCUAAGUAAGUAUACUGAUGUCUUUCCAUCGUUGCUAUUCUAACAUCCUGCAGGGAGAUGCGCCGUCAACUUAAGAACGCCCAGAAUUAACUUCACGAUGCGGCUCAUUGAGUAACCGAGGCUGGGGCGUGAGCGUUGAGGCUGGAGCAUGACAGCAUGGAUUGUGAGAUGGAGAAGAGAGUUGAAGAGGCCAGAGACAAUGGGCUGGCUAGUUCGUGCGAGUUGGCCAGCCGCAUCAGAUUCCUGAAAUUGAGGUUGAGGUUAUUUUUCAGUUGUUUCGCUGCUUGCAUUUGGAUUCUUAACGGAGGUGGUAAGGGGUGAUCACAGAAAGACUUGGAGUUUUCUAGUCUCCUGCCAAGUCUCAAGUUGAACAAUACAACAAUCAACCCUUAGUGCAAUCUCUAAACUAGGAUUA